This is a messenger RNA of Adineta ricciae, 1443 nucleotides long. The record is from the annotation of a GenBank genome assembly. Lineage: Eukaryota; Metazoa; Rotifera; Eurotatoria; Adinetida; Adinetidae.
AUGUCUUCAUCCAAACAACUUGGCCUAACUCAACUGAUCGAACAUCAUAAAGAACAAUACAUGGAGUUAAUCCUCAAACAAAAAACCGAAGCACUUGAUCGAUGUAAACAGCAAUCUCAGGUAUACAUUUCUCUUUUUUCUAAUGUGGAAGAGGAAUUACUCAGUCUCUCGACACAACCAACAUGUAAACCCAAACUGCUCAAGAUCGAAGAAGCAUCACCAAUCCAUCGAUAUUAUGCCUUCGUGGAAACGUUAUUUGUCAUUGAUAAAAAUUAUUUUCCUCCACUUUCGGAAAUUGCAUAUGAAGAUUAUGUCAAAGUUAUAGUGGACACAACAAACAUAGUGUUUCAAUCAGAAAAUAAUCUUGACAUACAGAUAGAGGUUGUCAUUUCGGAUAUUGUUUUUUUAAACAUUGCGAAAGCUGUACGACAAGAACCGCCUGAAUAUGAACCUAUUCUUCGCCAAAACUUGCCCGAUUAUGAUAAAUAUGAUUCAAUUGUAUUACUUUGGUAUCAACCAUGGGAGGGUACCACUGGCGCUCAAGGCUACGCGAUGGUCAAAGGAAUUUGUAAUCCACAACUCAAAAUCAUGUAUUUACUUCCAUAUCAAAAUGCUGCAUUUUAUCUUGCGCAUGAAAUCGGUCAUCAACUGGGACUUCCUCAUCAGGUUGAUACACCUUGUCGUACGAAUUAUUACAUGUCUGUAAUGACGAAAGCACAUACAGCUUCGUUUGAACAAGCACGUUGGACAAAAUGCGAAAAUGAUAUGAUUAAUAGCAAUAUUUGCGAAUUCGAGUGUCUGUUUAAUCAACCUUCUGGCUAUCAAAUAGUGAAAAACAAGUUUGCAACCAAGCCGGGAGCAAGAAUGAGUAACAAUCAACAAGCAAAAAUGAUGGAACCGAAUCCGAAUGCAUUGGGAGAAGUUUCAGCAGCAACGUUCCUACCAUCAGAGUCUCCAAGUCGAUGUUUAUAUCUUCGAUCUUCUACGGGUCAACCGAAUGGAGGAUAUAUGAUUUCGUAUUCUCCGAUGUUACCCGCUUCAGUGUGUGGAGCCGAUUCUAUCUGCCACCGUGAUCGAUGCGUACCAACGAAACAGCUGGAUCCAUCACUCGAACAGAUCGAGUAUGAGACUGACAUACUCGAUUUAAGCAAACAUUGUAGUGUCGGGAAUGAUCAAAAUGCGUUGAAAGCCAGCAAUACUGAUCCAAGUACGCCAGUGGAAUGUAUCAAUUGGGAGAACGAUGUUCUAUGUCAUGAAUCUCAACAAUGUCCGGCAAAGGAUGAUUUAAGUACUGGUGCACUUUACAUAAAUCAUGUUUGCUGUCAAAAGUGUACAUCAGAGUUUAAACAAAUUUUGGGAGCAUUCAGUCAUGCAGAGCUUACGAGAAAAUACUCUUGUUCAGUGUUAUUCCUUUCACUAAUGUCUUUCUUAUGUUUGAUUUAG